AUGGAAGCAGCUGGAGGUGGAGUGCUACGGGAUAGCAGGGGUCUUGGGUGCUGGGGUUCAGCCGGAAAAUUGGGAAUUGCUCUGUCCUGCACGCCGAGUUAUGGGCGCUCUUCGAUGGAUUCGUGCUCUUAUUCAACGGAACUGGCAAAUCAACGUGAAGAAGCCAAUAAGGUUGCUGACUUUCUGGCUCAUUAUGGUCACUCCAUGCCUUUGGUUCGGGUGCUCUUACAACAUCCCCCAGCGAGUGUUGGACGUCUCUUACAGUGCGAUAUAAAGCACGGAAAUCCUCCGGUGGCUGCUGCAAAAAUUGAUGGCUUUAUUGCUGAACUGAGGACUGAGUUGGCCGAUUACAUUGCUGAGUUAUCAGAGGCAGCAGUGAAGGAGAGAGGCGUUUUUGCUAUUGCAUUGUCUGGUGGUUCUCUCAUUGACUUAAUGGGAAAACUCUGUGAAGCCCCUUAUGAUAAGACUGUAGACUGGGCUAAAUGGUAUAUAUUUUGGGCGGAUGAACGUGUUGUGGCAAAAACCCAUUCUGAUAGCAAUUACAAGCUCGCAAAGGAUGGUCUUCUUUCAAAGGUGCCGAUCGUUCCCAGCCAUGUUCAUUCUAUCAAUGAUUCAGUUUCAGCAGAGGAAGCCGCCGACGACUACAUGUUUGUUGUCCGGCAGUUGGUGAAAACACGAAUGGUUAGCGUUUCCGACAUCAGUGACUGCCCCAAGUUCGACCUUAUCCUUCUUGGCAUGGGACCUGACGGUCACAUUGCCUCGCUAUUCCCUAAUCAUUCGGCACUUGACGAGACCGACGAAUGGGUAACUUUCAUCAUCGAUUCUCCCAAACCUCCACCCGAGAGGAUAACGUUCACUCUGCCUGUCAUCAACUCGGCAUCAAAUGUGGCAAUGGUCGUGACUGGUGAGAGCAAAGCCGAGGCUGUGCAUUUGGCAAUUGAUAAUAUCGGACACGACCGCCCAUUGCUGCCUGCACGGUUAGUCCAACCAACAAAAGGGAAGUUGGUAUGGUUUUUGGACAAGCUAGCUGCAUCGGAACUGGACGGUCUUCAAUUUUCGGAGUUCAAUUCUCCUGACAUGGAAGAUCAAAACGUGUCCAUCUCCAUUUUUGCAUGAAUCGAAUUUUCAUCCAUC
This is a messenger RNA of Hibiscus syriacus, 1134 nucleotides long. RefSeq names its product probable 6-phosphogluconolactonase 1. Bases 1 to 1116 code for a protein of 371 amino acids. The transcript has 6 exons. NCBI's taxonomy places the organism in Eukaryota, Viridiplantae, Streptophyta, Magnoliopsida, Malvales, Malvaceae. Gene Ontology annotation, molecular function: 6-phosphogluconolactonase activity. The record is from RefSeq and is a predicted model, not a curated record. Gene Ontology annotation, biological process: pentose-phosphate shunt; carbohydrate metabolic process.